Molecule: messenger RNA, 1122 nt
Organism: Condylostylus longicornis
Lineage: Eukaryota; Metazoa; Arthropoda; Insecta; Diptera; Dolichopodidae
Exons: 4
Coding region: 70-975 (301 amino acids)
Source: RefSeq, a predicted model, not a curated record
AAUAUUUCUGCCGCAUAUAGUUUUUAAAUUUCCAAAGCCAAAAAAGAAAGGUUAAAUAAAAUAUCAACAAUGGUAGAUCCGUAUGAUGCAGCAGCAAAUAUUGGCAUUAAAACAACAAAUAGUCAAUAUCAAAAUUUAAUUAAUAUACUUAGUGAUCGUCAAGACAUAGCUCAUGGAAUUACACGAAGAAAUAAAGAUGAAUUAGGGACAUUUUGGGUAUACGUUGCCACAGAAUUGAAUCAGCUUGGACCACCAACAAAGGAUCCUAUAGCUUGGAGAAAAGUAUGGUCUGAUUACAAAAGUUAUGUAAAAAAAAAACUUGUACAAAAUAAAAAAGAAAUUGAAGUUACGGAUGGUAAACCACGAAAACUUCAUUUUCUUAAUAGUAUGGAACAAAAAGUAGUAAAGAUUUCAGGUUUGGAAAAGUAUAUAAAACUUGUUGACGGGAAUGUUCUUAUAUCAUUUGAAGAAGGAAGAUUAGGUCCUGCUACUACUACUCUUGAACCACCGCCAGAUAUAAGUUUAGACAUUCCAUCGCCUGCGCCAAUAAAAUAUAAACAUGGAUGUAAAAAUGGUAAACAAAAAACUAAGGAAGAAACUAUCGAAUUUGAUAAAGAAGAUUCAAUUGAACGAUAUCUAAAAGAAGUAUCUCAAACGAGUUCUGAAGAAGAAGACGAAGAAGAUUAUAAAGACAAGGACCCGGUGACUUCUUUAAUAAUUAUAAAAUCCGAUAUUUUGCGCCAGAACGAGAAUCUUGAGGAAAUAAUAACAAACAUGAAGAAGUACACUUAUAAAAUGAAAAGAUUUCAUAUCGCUUUAAGAAAGCUAUACAAAGGUCUAUUUCAUGUUUAUAUUGCUGAAAAAUGUAUUUUACGUGAAAGGAUUCGUCACAACAGAGAAGUCGAAAGAAUUAUGAAAAGGAAAUUGAGAAUUAACGAACAAAUUUUAGAAAUAAAAAAAUCACGGAAGCAUUAACAUUUCAAUAAAUUACAAGAAAAAUUUAUUCAUAACAUUUUAAUUUUUUCAAAGAAUAGAUAAGCAGUAUUCUCAAAUUAGAAUACUGCUUUGUAUUUUUAAAAUUUUCUCUUAACUACUGCAAAAAUUGUAUGACGUUAAAUUUGA